AUGUGGAAUCUAACUACUUUAAUACUUACAUUUCUUUUGGUGUUAGAAACUAGUAAUACCAGUGAACAAAAAAUGGAUUCAAAGGCCCUCUCAUCUGCCAUUGCCCAAUUUUCAGCCAAAUUCUGUGUUGAAUUGGAGAAGGGUAAGAGUGUGGUGUCAUCACCACUAUCAGCAGAGUUUGUACUAGCUCUGCUGACCCUUGGUACCUCGGACCCAGCACAUGCUGAGCUUCUGACUGCCCUCGGAAUUCCUGAUGAUGAUUCUAUCCGUUCAUCAUUCACUGAGGUGUCAUCCAGGUUGAAGUCAUUGAAGGGAGUUACAUUUAAUGUAGCAAACAAAGUGUACCUCAAGGAUGGUCCCUAUGACCUUUCACCUUCUCUGAAGGUGGACGCCGAGAAAGUCUUCAAUGCAGGCAUUGAAAAAAUUGACUUCAAUUCUGCAGCAGCCGCUGUUGAAGUUAUAAACAAAUGGGUUGAAAGCCAAACCAAUGAGAAAAUUAAAGAUCUGCUCUCGUCAGACAGUGUGGAUGGUGAUACUCGCCUGGUACUCAUUAAUGCUCUCUAUUUCAAAGGAACAUGGAAGAAGCAGUUCGACCCACAGAACACAAUGAACCAACCGUUCCAUAUUACUGCCAGUUCUUCAGUGGAGGUCCCCAUGAUGUACAGAGAGGACGACUAUUUGUAUGGAGAGAGCAGCGAGCUUCAGGCUCAGCUGUUAGAAAUGCCUUACGUAGGAGAAGAAGCAUCCAUGUUGAUUGUGCUUCCAAAUGAAAUCGAAGGUCUCGACGGCGUACUCUCCAAGCUGGCGUCUGGCUUCGACCUACUAUCCGAGAUUGGAAAAAUGUACAAAACUAAAGUACAAGUUACUAUCCCCAAGUUUAAGAUUGAGACUGAGAUUAACUUAGCUGAGGUGUUGCCGAAGCUUGGAAUACAAUCGAUUUUCAACCGUCAUAAUUCAGGACUGACAAAGGUUUUGAAUGUGGAUGAACCUCUGUUCGUGUCGAAGGCGGUGCAGAAGGCCUUCAUUGAGGUGAAUGAGGAGGGAGCUGAGGCCGCGGCGGCUACUGCUAUGGGAGUCGCCAUGUUUUCGGCUAUGAUCAACCUCCAACCCGUGCCUGCCUUCCUCGCUGACCGACCGUUCAUAGCUGCUAUCCUCAUCGACAGACACAUUGAGUUUGUUGCAGCUUACUAUGCAAACGAAGAAUAA
Molecule: messenger RNA, 1206 nt
Organism: Spodoptera littoralis (African cotton leafworm)
Lineage: Eukaryota; Metazoa; Arthropoda; Insecta; Lepidoptera; Noctuidae
Source: the annotation of a GenBank genome assembly